CAGCCACUGCCGCACACCCGAAAGCGCCGGUACGAUGCGGUAAAAUCCUAAGGCCCGCUGUAUUUGUAUUUGUGCUAUGUAGCGUCCGCCUUCAAACAUGCCGCCUAUACCGACAACGAUAGAUGGUGAAACACUCUCUCUAAUCGAGUCCAUCGAACGGCACCACAACGACCUUUCCAGUUUCCAGAUUCCUCGUCUGAGGGCGUGUACAGGUCCUUUGACCACGCAACAAGCAUGUGCUGCGGAGGUGAGGGAGGACAUCGAAGGUCUGGCAAGGCAAAUUGAAGAACUGGAUGUCCUGGUUGACGACCACAGGACCGAGCGGGCGAGGAGAGAGCUGAGGAGAAAGGUCGAAUUUUUUCGUGAUUCAUUAAUAAGUCUACGCAAGGACGCUCGAGCAGCAAUCCUAGCGUCGAAACAUGCGAUUGACUCCAAAAGUCGGUCGCAGCGAGAGGAAUUAUUGAGGUCCCCUGCCGUUCUGCCGAAAAGUACAAGCUCUUCGAGCGAAAAAAUAACCGACGACGUACUCAUGAAAGCCAAUCAUGAUGUCACAGAAGCGCUGCAACGAACCAUGGGACUCAUGCAGAAAGAGCUCGAGCGCAGUGUAUUAUCUUGUCAACUACUAGAGUCAUCCACCGCAACUAUCCAAUCCGUAUCCACAACGCACGACAAGCUCGAUCUCAUCCUGGGCACUUCCAAACAACUCAUUACCGCACUCGAAAAGACCGACUGGAUCGACCGCAUCCUUAUUAUCGCCGGCCUCGUGUUUUUCGGCCUCGUGGUCCUUUUCAUCCUGAAGCAGCGCAUCAUCGACCGCGGGCUACGUAUCGCCUUUUUCUGGACGAGAUUAUUACCAAGUUCUACCUCGAGUACGCACGCGGUGGUGCAGAAGGCUGGGGAGGUGGUAUCGACUCUAUCGGCCGCCACUACUGGUUUGAAUGCAAACCACGUAGUGGAGGAUGUCUCAUCUGGUAUUUGAAUAAAUAUAUGAGAUGUUGCCUUCAUCAUCGUACGAGCGGCGGUAUUAUGUGCGGUAAGAACACCUCUUUACCCUUGUUUUCUCCAUACCAAACCAUAUCAUGUGCAACUCAGACCUGGACUGGGUCUAUGCCAGACGAACAUCAUUCUCUCCGCGAUAUGGAAUAUCUUCUGGGUUGGUAUUCCCCGACGUAGCUGAAAAUUUUGUCCAAGAAUCUUAAAUCACGGUUCAGUAGUUGAGGCCUAGGGCCAAGCUUCCGCCGAGGCAUGAUUUGCGUUCGUGAGUUUGCUUUCUUAUCGAAUUUUAUUUAUUUCCGUUUGACUGUUGUUCUGUUAAUGGGGCCGUGGGGGUGGCCGAGUACAUGUUUUCAGGCUUUCGAGAUGUACCACUAGUGACCGAAAUUCACCGAAUGCAUAU
Messenger RNA from Suillus plorans, 1396 nucleotides. Its product is annotated as Sec20-domain-containing protein. The transcript has 5 exons. The record is from RefSeq and is a predicted model, not a curated record. The coding region runs from base 98 to 979 and encodes 293 amino acids. Gene Ontology annotation, cellular component: SNARE complex; endoplasmic reticulum. Gene Ontology annotation, molecular function: SNAP receptor activity. Gene Ontology annotation, biological process: retrograde vesicle-mediated transport, Golgi to endoplasmic reticulum. Lineage: Eukaryota; Fungi; Basidiomycota; Agaricomycetes; Boletales; Suillaceae.